Molecule: messenger RNA, 1689 nt
Organism: Durusdinium trenchii
Lineage: Eukaryota; Dinophyceae; Suessiales; Symbiodiniaceae
Source: the annotation of a GenBank genome assembly
AGAAUAUCCAACCACAAUGUAUAUAAUAUUGUUUGUUCUUUCCAGCAUGUCUCGGUCCCUUCACCUGAAGUCCUUUCUAGCCAAGCUGCUUUCUGAGCUGAACCGAGCGUAGGGAGGCAUUCUGGUUUGAAAGCCGUGAUGUUGCGAUCAGGUGUGCCUCUACCAAGUGUAUUCAAGUUGGAUGUUGGAUGGCAGUUCAGGUCUUUGGUGCUGAGCGCUUCGCAGUUUCAGCACAUUCUGAAUGAUGCCGGGCGGACCAGUGAGGUCUUUAUGCAUCAUUCGGGGCAUGCAUUGUCCUUGUUGUCCGGGACGCGUCGUGGGAUGAUCCUGCAAGACUUUUGCCGAAAGGAGCUGGCACGGCUACAUCCACACAGUAAAAUCGAGGAGCCUCUCCGAAGCACUUGUUGCAACGGGGCUCGAAGGUCCGCUUCACAGGCGGAGUAUGACUUUGGUAUGGAUGCCCGCAAGGUGAAAUGCAGAAGUGCACAGAUGUCAUGGAACAGGGCUAUGAUGCGUUGGCGCGUUCUUUUUCCCAAAGUCAAGCUGCCGCGGUCAGGUUUUUGGGAUGAGGCUGCAUUUGAUGAUUUGUAUCUCACAGCCCAGAUAGCUUGCACAUCAUCAAGCAUGACCUUCAGACUGGAGUCUCCACAGUGGGCAAGCAAACAGACAGCCAUGGUCAUCAGAUUUCCGUUCAAGGCACGCGGGGUCAAGAAUGUUGGCAAACAGCACGGUAUCAGAUCCUGAACAGGUUCCUGACAAAAGGUUGCGAACUUGUGUCUUCGGUAGAUUUGUCAGCAGUUGAAGUCAACAAGUGGCUGACACGGCAAAUGGAAGGGCUGACAACCCUACAGGACCACGCGUACGAGGGGGUGCCUUUGCACCAUAUGGUGCAACAGCUACGUGGCUUGCGGAUUGAAGGGAUAGCAUUUGAAGUGGAUCAAAUCCUGCAUCCCAAUUGUUCAUUUUCACGCUCUUGUUCGGAAGUAGACUGGGUUCGUGGAGUGGUGAGAGUGGAAAUCAAGAGCGGGCAAAUGCGUUACAACCAAGUGCGUACGUGUUGGCGAUGUUCUUUCCAAAACAUCAAGGGUGCAUGCCAAGCUGCUCGUUGAUGACCUGGGCACACCGCCCACAUGGCGUCCGUACUCGUGGAAAAAAAACCAAGCUGCUCGUGAUCACGACCUGUUUGAUGAGCUGUGGCUUGCCAUCUACAGUCCACUCGGCAUUCACAUUUUGAAGCAUCCUGGUGGCCAAGUCCGUUUCAGCAUAACAGGUUUGAAUCAGCAGGUUUUUGGGCAACAGAUAAUCGUCUAUUCCAGCCGCAAUGUGCUUGACGUCAGGCAGGCCCUUGACGAAAUGCUCAAGAAAAUGGAGGAAUGGGACUGCCAGCCUCUUGCAACAAUUCUUUGGUGAUUCACGGUUGCUCGUAUAAGAUGCCCUUUGUCUUCCUGCAGCAGCGAUGCUCGAGCCGAGCCUUUUUUUCUCAUGAUCUCGAUGAGUCCUUCAGCAGCGAAAGGUAAGUUCUCAAGGCCAUUGUUCCUCUACGCGGUAAUCAUAGUGACAGCUGCUGGACGUCAAUGCGGAAACACUGCGCUGAGUGCAUGGCAUCCUGCCCAAUCGGAACGCUGCCCAUAGAUGUCAGAAGAUAGAUCAUUCACCCCCCCUUUUGCCCACCAGUUGUUGACCCUGUGC